Messenger RNA from Stylonychia lemnae, 480 nucleotides. Lineage: Eukaryota; Ciliophora; Spirotrichea; Sporadotrichida; Oxytrichidae. The record is from the annotation of a GenBank genome assembly.
AUGGAACGAAGAGAAAGUGGAGGUGGAGUUAUGAACACUCUUAUUAAAGUCGGAAUAGCUGCUUUAGUGGGUAUUGGCACUCAUUUAAUCACAAAAGCUAUUGAUAAGCAUCUUGAAUAACAAAAGGUUACUGCUGUUGAGGAGAAAAAAGAGGAUGACAACUUGAAAUUCGAUUACAAACUCAAUAAAAGCGAAAAUUUAAUGACCACAAGUGAAUCAAAUUAUGAUGAAAACGGAGAAUGCUUGAAUUCUUUUCUUUGCCCCAUUACGCAAUAGAUAAUGAAAGAACCAGUAAUGACAAAAUAUGGACAUUGCUUUGAAAAAUCUGCUAUUUUGGAUUGGAUUGAGAGACAAGGAAAGUGUCCACUCACCUAAUAACCCUUAACUAAAUAGGAUCUAUUUCCAAAUUAUGCAAUAAAGGGUGCUAUAGAAGAAUACAUGCAAAAGUAAAAACAAUUACUAGAAAAAAAACAAUUAUGA